AUGGCAACAUUCGGCAUUGACAAUCUACGAGCAUCUGUAAUUGAUGGUAGAUCCGACAACGUUAGAUACAGACAAAAUGAGCUUCAGAGUCUCCAUAAAGUUCUGCGAAACAAUGUCGACAGGAUCACAUCAGCAAUCUCAGAAGAUUUCUUCGGUCACGUUCGAAAAAUCGAUACUGAAGCCCUAUGCGUGUUCUACCUUGCUUCUGACCUUGGUGACACAACUUCAAAAGUUGACAGCAUCUUGAAAGAAUUGUUACCCCAAGCCCUAAACAACGACACAUUUUAUAUCUCAUCGAGUAAUCUACGAGACUCUUUGAUUCUUGAAUCGGCACUAAUAGUCGAUCAAACAUGCAAUUCUUCGACCCCGAACAUUAAUCAACUCAUCUCAAGGUCAACAGAUCGAAUAAUUGCAGUUGUUGAUCGAACAGCAGACAUUGAAAGUGCAACAGAAUCUAUUGUCACUGCUCGAUUUUCCUUUCAAGGAACUUCGUCAUAUAGUCCUGACUUAGUCAUCGUCAAUGACUUCAUCAAAAGUGAUUUUAUAGAAGCUUGUACGAGAUAUGCGAGCGAGUUCUUUUCCUCUCAUAGCAGUAGCCAAAAUAGACAGAACGAUGGAAUCUCUGCCACCAAAAAGGCACUCAAGGAUGCUGAAAUCAAAAAGCAAAUCCCGACCUUUGGAUCCAACAACUUUGUUCUUGUUGAUGUUGUGGAUAGGGCUUCGACCAUUACAGAGAUGAAAAUUGGCGGCUGCCACCUACUAAUUACGGGAACUACAAGUUUAGUGGAUGCCAUAAUGACGCAAAAAUCAAAAUCUUCAUUACUCGCCUUGUACAUCUUUUCAGACAAGUCAACCGCAAAGUUUCUCGCUCAAUAUUUCAAUGCCAGCACCACUUACAUAAAUCAUAUUCCUCUGCACCUCCUCGUGGGACCCGCUGCUCCCUCAACACCACUUCCAAUUCCUGCGUUUCACAAAUAUAGCGUGGAGAUAUUUUCAUCUCCGUGUCCGCAAUAUAUUGCUCUUCCGCCCGAAGAAUUCUUGCUUCUUGAUAAGGUUCUUACAGGAGGAUCAGAUAGUCAUGAGCUUCUCAAAAAGACUAGAAACAUGGCUGUAAAGGCACUGCAGGAAACGGGUCAGGCUCCCGGUCAUGCCAUUGGAUUUUUUGAACAGGGUAUUAUGUUGGGUGGUGGUUUAUUUCUGUCGGUUGCUGUUCCGACUUUGGGGUAUAUAUCUUGGGUUGGAGGAAGGUCUGCUUGGGGUAUCAUUUGGAGACUGUGGGCGGCUAAAGCUUGA
Molecule: messenger RNA, 1293 nt
Organism: Botrytis byssoidea
Lineage: Eukaryota; Fungi; Ascomycota; Leotiomycetes; Helotiales; Sclerotiniaceae
Exons: 4
Coding region: 1-1293 (430 amino acids)
Molecular function (GO): oxidoreductase activity, acting on the aldehyde or oxo group of donors, NAD or NADP as acceptor
Source: RefSeq, a predicted model, not a curated record